This is a messenger RNA of Prunus dulcis (almond), 635 nucleotides long. Its product is annotated as probable calcium-binding protein CML29. Gene Ontology annotation, molecular function: calcium ion binding. The record is from RefSeq and is a predicted model, not a curated record. The coding region runs from base 62 to 535 and encodes 157 amino acids. Lineage: Eukaryota; Viridiplantae; Streptophyta; Magnoliopsida; Rosales; Rosaceae. The transcript has a single exon.
UAAAAAUUUCAACAAUCUAAAUACAAUUCACACACACCAACUUGAUCAUAGACCUAAUUCCAUGGCUCAGAUAAGCUCUCUCUCUGCAGAAACUGAGACACUGAGCCAAGUCCUAGGCCUGGUAGAAGCAUUCAAAGCCUUUGAUGCAGACAAUGAUGGGAAGAUCAAUGCUGCAGAGCUUGGAGGGAUUUUGGGGUCACUUGGGUAUCAGGCAAGUGAGCAAGAUGUGAGGGCAAUGAUGCAGCAAGGGGACACAAACAGAGAUGGGUUUCUGAGCAUAGAGGAGUUCUUGGGCAUGAACACAAAGAACUUGGAAUUUGGGGGGCUUGAAAAUGUCCUCAAGAAUGCUUUUGAAGCCUUGGAUGUUGAUGGGGACGAGGUUGUGACUGCUGAGGAGCUUUAUGAGGUUGUGGGGGAUGAUUUGGGUUAUGAGUUGUCUCUUGAAGACUGUCAGGGGAUUAUUGCUUCAAUUGAUAUAGAUGGAGAUGGGGCUGUUAGCUUUGAGGACUUCAAACUAAUAGUCAAUUCCCUCUGAUGUGUUUGGUCAAUAUAAUUAUGCAGCUAUACAUGUGAACUUUUAUACCAGUGAAGUACCUCCAAUCCUUCUGAAAUAAAUUCUACUAUUUCUCUACAAA